ACAAAAUCGGACCAAACUGGUGUUGACGCUAGCCUAACCUUGCGACGCGGCGGCGAGGCGGUGCGUACAGGAGACUCGUCCUAAGUCAGACUACGAUUUGCAACAAAUGGGUUACAUCGACCCCAAGCUCGUCGAAGGCGCGGCCGCGCUCGUCGAAUCCUUCACGUGUGCCAUUUGCUUUAACCUCUUCGAAAAGCCGCGGACCGCGUGCUCCAAGGGCCACACCUUCUGCGCGGAGUGUCUCACCGCCGCGCGCGCCCGGGCGCCCGAUAAUUGCCCGACGUGCCGCGAGGACUCGGAGCUUAACGUGCCAUCAAAACCGCUCGAGAACAUGCUCGACGAGCUCCGGAUCCGCUGCUGCCACGGCCCCGACGCGGCGACGGCGGAGGAGCGCGGCGCGAAGCGCCAGAGGACGGGCGCGGCCGACGCGCCGGAGGAGGUCGUCCCCGGCGACUGCUGCAAGUGGAUUGGCCGCGUCGCCGACUACAAAGGGCACCUCGCGAACGACUGCCAGCUCGCGCCGCACGCGUGCCCGUUCUACGGCUGCGACUUCAAGGGCACGCGCAAGGAGCUCGCCCAGCACUACGUCGACGCGGCCGCCGAGCACGCGUCCGAGGCAUGCGCGAAGAUAGAGAGCCUCGAGGCCCUGUUAGAUGAGACGGUCGACGACGUGAACGCCGUGAAUGAACAUAACAACACUCUCGGCGAGCGCUUGUUGACCCUCAGCAACCGGACUGAUGGUCACGAUGCAGGGACACCGCAGCUGGAGCAGCAGGCGAGUUCGCUCAAGUUCUUUCAAAACUGCACCGUCGUAGACGUGGACUUCGCCCUGGAAGCCCAAGCGCUGAACGCUGUUUACAGAGGUAGUGGGACGCGGACCAUCGAGCUGGCGUCGUGCAGCGUCUGGAGCGGCCUAGAUAUGCAGCUGAGUUGGCUCGUGCGCAAGUGUCCAGAACACGGUACAAAAACUCAUAGCUUAGUCCUCGAGUUAGUGCCGCUCUGUCCCAAUGACCGUGAACUCAUUACUUGCUUUGGCAAGCUUGCGCCCGUCGACGAAGAAGGCAAGACGGUUCAAUAUACUUUAAGUUCGCGUUCCAACCCGCUCCAGUUCAAGCACACGCAGCUGUCAAACGCGCUACCUUUGGGAGCUUUCGAACACGUGUUCGGCCAGGCUCGUUUCUUGCACAACACGAGCCGCUACUACCUCAAGGCCCGGCUUUACUUCAGCUCCCCGUUUCGCGAGGGCAGUCUCAACGGCGACCCUGCCUUUUGUACGAUUAACGUCCGCACACUGUGUGGUCAGAAAUGGUGCGAGAAGGUUCGUCCCGGUGAUACUGUCCUAGCGUUAAAGCAGAAGAUUUGCGACAGCAAGAAUAUCCCGGUCGCGCAGCAGCGCUUGAUAAUCAGAGGAAAGCAGUUAAAGGACGAGAAGCGCCUCUACGAGUCGAAGGUCUUCGACGGCGCAAUUGUGCACUUGGUAUUGCGCCUGGGCCGAGGCAACUAG
Molecule: messenger RNA, 1504 nt
Organism: Pelagomonas calceolata
Lineage: Eukaryota; Pelagophyceae; Pelagomonadales; Pelagomonadaceae
Source: the annotation of a GenBank genome assembly